Cloeon dipterum is the source of this 2382-nucleotide messenger RNA. RefSeq lists its product as uncharacterized. Gene Ontology annotation, cellular component: nucleus. NCBI's taxonomy places the organism in Eukaryota, Metazoa, Arthropoda, Insecta, Ephemeroptera, Baetidae. Bases 155 to 2155 code for a protein of 666 amino acids. The transcript is spliced from 12 exons. The record is from RefSeq and is a predicted model, not a curated record.
UCAAAAUAAACAGCUGCAGCACAGCAGGGACCAGGCAGACACAGGCACUGAACUGAAAACUGAAGCACAGAGCAGUACAGAGAAGAAUUUCAUCUUUCAUUGUCGCGUUUGAACGUUGAUGAGAUCUGUGAAAGCCCUUUUUGCUAAUUAAGCCAUGCCGAAUGAUGCUCGAGUUCGGGCACUGCUGGGGGAUCUGGGCAGAGCCACUCUGCGGGGUGUCCGCAAGUGUCCCAAAUGUGGCACGUACAACGGCACCAGAGGGUCCAGCUGCAAGAACAGAGCCUGCGACGUCGUCUUCAACAGGGGGCUCGCGGACAAGCAGAACAAACCGAUCGACGCGUGCAAAUUAAUCACAGGCGGCUCCAACCAGUUGUAUUCUGUUCGUGUGAGAGAAAAAGGUCCAGAUGUGCGUGGAUUCGUGCACGUCCCCCAAAACUUGGACUCGGCGUCUAGUUUGGAUGCUUCGAGCGAUGCUCUCAGUCUGCUAAACUCUCAGGGUCAAUGCUUUGUCGAGAAUUGCCAAAGGCAGUUUGAGGACAAAAAUGGAUUUCCUUCUCUCCAGCUGCUGCCUUGCAACCACAUUCAGGCUGCUGUCCGAUGUUACACUCAAGCUCAGCCGUUGCUGAUUAAAAACGAAAUUUUGCAGACUUUAGUUGUCAGUAAUGAGGUCAAGCAGGCCAUUUGGCUUCUGCAAUCUGAGACCGACGGGCCACUGGUGCAGAGAGUCUCCAAAAAUAUGAUGGUCGUGAAGUGCAAACCAAGCCCCAAGUGUCCGCUCGGCUACGUCCACCUCAGCAUUUUCAGCACGAAAAUUAAGGAGAGAGUCGAGCACAAAUACUGCUGCGCUUGCAAGGCCUAUGACAACAUGACCAGCAAAGUUCCUGGGAAGAAUCCAAACGAGAAGCAGUGCUUGCACUAUUACGCUUGUGUUGCAGCUUUUGCCAGUGAUGUCAAGUUGUCUGAAGAAUUUACUAUGUAUGUUUCGCUGCUAGUCCCGCAAAUCACUCAACUUAAAGAUGCGCUUGAUGCAACCAAAUUGUUGGUCAAUCAAUUACCGAUUGAUCAGAUUGUAGCUGUCGUCACAAAACAGACCGCAGAUGGUGGCCAAGAAGUCAGUUUCCAGGUUUUGAGUGACCAGUCCAUCCUCGGAACCACUAGUCUCUCCCUCAACGAUGAUGGACAAAUCACUGAGGUGCACUCACUAGACGCAAACCUUGACGAUAUUCAAAUGAAAAUUGGCGAUCAGGAUGAGAGUCUAACCUUCCCGAGUCUGGACAGUCAACUGCUUGACCGGACCAUUGGCUUAGUCGAUGUUGGGAAGAAGGUGGACGUGCUUGACUCUGCUGUCUCGACCGCUUUCCUCAUGCCUGAAGUAGCGAGCGCAAGGACGCAUCCACCAGACAUGCCGAUGUUGUCUUUGGGGAAGAGGAAGCCAGUGGCCAAAAAGAAUCCAGCGUGUUUUGCCAAGAAGUUGAAUCCAGCCUCAACAGAGCCUGUGGACGAAUCUCGGGCCUCGUAUGCCUUUAUGGAGUGGCUGGCGUCUGUGACUGAGCGGUUGAAUGAGACGAUGCACUACGAGACCUCUGGCAAACCAGACCCGCUGGUGUUCCACGUACCUCAGGUGUUCUUUGACUGCCUGAAAGAGCGAAUUUGCAACGGCGGGAAGAAGAAAAGGAUUCCCGCUGUGACGACGGUGAACCGACUGCUGAGUUCUACGCCGCGCUCGAGCAACUUCGUCAAGUACACUUGGCACAUAACCAAUAUUAUUCACGUCAAAAAGAUCUUUGAUACUCCAGCGGUGCCGUUGGACAUCACGAGGAGCUUUGUCGAGAAUAAAGAUGGAACUUUUGACCACUUUGUGAGCUUGAGCGAGGAGGAAAAGUCCCUUUUCUCCGCUAACAUGCCGCUCAUUCGGCCCCUGGAGCUGAAAACCUACUUGAAAAUAGGUUUAACAGCGCCAGAGCAGAAAAAUCCGACCCCGUUCAUCAUCGAGUGGGUUCCAGACGUGUUUCCGCGUACGCACGUGGGAGAGAUGUCGCUGACUUUUGAAUUUGGCCAUCAGCGCUUUCAGCAGCACCCGCACAACUGCCAAGACGUAGCCAAAAAAGUAAACCGCUCCCCGAAAAUUCUCUGUGCCAAAAAGAAGCUUCUGUAGUGAUUUAGAGUUUGUGGACGUAACCGCUUGCCAAAUUUACUGGGAAUCUUUUAUUUUAUGACUGUUGUUAGUUAGCAUCAAGAACCUUGUUUGUCCUGCGACUUGUGAUUGCAUUUAUUACAUAGAAUUUUCGCGUCGAUGUGAAAUUAUUGAGUUAUCCGAGUUAUCGUAGACGAAGCAGAUUAAAUGUUCUGGUUGUUGUGAUAUUAAAAAGUGCUUAUAAUCAA